Molecule: messenger RNA, 1437 nt
Organism: Gaeumannomyces tritici R3-111a-1
Lineage: Eukaryota; Fungi; Ascomycota; Sordariomycetes; Magnaporthales; Magnaporthaceae
Exons: 3
Coding region: 570-1361 (263 amino acids)
Source: RefSeq, a predicted model, not a curated record
UGUCUGCCUUGUUGAAGCGUGUGAUUCCCCAGGCGCCCGGCUUAUAUAGCUCACUUAUUUAAUGAUUUGAAUACCCAGCGGCGAAGUCCCAGUGGCCAUACAUACCCAGGCGCCUCUGCCAUUGUAACAACUGUAAUGGAAACCUCAUCGUUGGAACUUAUCCUACCUAUUUCAUUUCAUAUUUCCUAUUUCCUAUAUCCUCUUCUUUUCAAUGCGACUCAUUCUCAUUCAGGGCUAUAGGCUUUCGCUAAACGCCGUGGAAAUUUCUCGGCCGCCAUUAGUGAGGCGGCGUCAAACGAUGCGGGGCAAGGGUUGCCACCCAGGAUCAUAUCAGCUCAAGAGGAUGGAGCUUGCUCUGAAAAAAUGUUUUACAAGCUCUGAUAGACGCCCCAUCCCUUCGGCACCCGCUGGUGAAGAAUUGUCCUCAUAUUAACAUCCAGAUUACGCUUUGCAAACUAGAACCACGUCGACAGUAGCUUGGACGGGGGCAUCGGGAUCACAGGCUCUCAAACUAAAUCUCCUCAUAAGUGCUUACGAUCUACCUACCGCCCACUAGGCACCGAGUUACCAUGUCUGGGUGUGCCAGCUGUAAGGACCUGUUGGUGCUAAGCACCGACGAGGACGCCAUGGAGGACGGCAACAACGCACCUGUCCCCGACGACCUCUCACUACCAUGCGGCUGCCAUUUCCAUUGGCAGUGCUUUCUUGACUCUGCCUCCGAUGUCGCCAUCACGCUCAAGUGCCCUUCCUGCGGCGGCUACCUGCCGACCAACCAAGCCGGCCCCUCGACCACCAACUCAGUCUUCCCGGCCUCGCAGGACGUCGCGAUAGUGACGCGCUACGAGAGCGAGGGCGGCGUCCAGGAGGACUACAACAUCCUGCCCGACGUCACCGAGGAGGCCUACCUCCUGACGCACCCCGAGUUCCGCCCCGCCCAUGCCUUCCACUCCAUGUGCGCCGAGGGCAACGCCGAGGAGCUGCUGGUCAUCAUCGCCGACGUGGACUCCCCGGCCGCCGACGACGACGACGACGACGAGGCCGGCGGCCUGACGGUCGCCCAGCUCUUGAGGUACCAGGACCCGCUCGACGACAUGAAGAGCCCGCUGCACAUCGCUAUCGAGAAGAACCAGGCCCAGGUCGCGCUCCUGCUGCUCUACAUGGCGUCGGGACUGCCCGAGGACUCGUUCCCGGGCGACGCGCUCGAGGUUGCCAAGGGCCUUGGGCUCCGUCGGCCGACAUUGGCCAGCCCGGAGGAUGAUAUCAGGGCCCUGAAGGAUGCCAAUGGCCGCACUGCUGAGGAGUAUGCCUACCAGGCGGGUGGCCCAUGGAUUAAAUUUAUAGAGGCAGGAAUGUUUGCCUAGAGGACACUCAGACAUAGAAACCAGCGCGCCAGCGCAAGCUAGAUAGCAAUACAAGGCAGAUCAGUUGGCCAAUUGG